Molecule: messenger RNA, 974 nt
Organism: Ambispora leptoticha
Lineage: Eukaryota; Fungi; Glomeromycota; Glomeromycetes; Archaeosporales; Ambisporaceae
Source: the annotation of a GenBank genome assembly
AAACAUCAAAUUCCAAUCUUUUGAUUCAACCGCUUACUCUAAAUCGUUCAUCACCACCUGCAAAUUCAUCAAACAAUCUUCCUUCCCUCCUUUCGAAAAUUAUUUACAUUCGUCCAAUCGAUUCAAUUUCCAAUGAGGAAGUUGUCCAGUUUCGUUUCGUUCCAAGUGACAGCAAAGAAGACAUAAAAGAAGAGAUUUCAAAAGCAUUUAAUCUCGAAAGGUUUUCACUUCGGGACGACAAGAAAAAUAUUGUGACUGGCAGCUGGGAUUCAUUGGUAAGUGGCCGUUAUUAUGAAAUUAUCGAUCGUGGUGAAUCGAAUGUUGUUGACAGGAAAUGGAAGAAAUAUGUGGAUUUUGGUCCUAAGCGUGUUGUUGACGAAUUCGAGUAUACCGAAGAAUUACCAUCGGAAAGUUAUGAAGAGGAUAAAGGAAGAAAUUUGGAUGGUAGAAGUAUUAAUAAUAAAAGGGAUACUACAAUACAAGAAAAUGAAUCACGAAAGAAGCGUAAAAGUCAAUCACACUUAACUUCUACUCAAUUUCUUCUCGAAGUAAAGCAAAAUGACCAGCAGCAGCAUCAACAAUUGUUAAUCCAAUCUCAUCAAGAACCUACAGAAUCACGAAUGUCAGUAAGACGUGCUUUGCUUACACCGGAAGAUGUAAUUGUCCGUGAUAAUAUGAUAGAGUUUGCUGUCCCAUCAGCGAAUCACGAUGUUUUCGAAGAGUUCGACAGUGGGAUUUUUGAAAACACUAAUAAUAUUAAUAGAAGAGCUGGUGCUAGUGGACAAGGAAAACAACCUUCGAAAAGAGUUGUCAGGGGUUCAAGUCGUUCUGGACAAGUCAAAGCAUGUUCAAGAUGUAGAAAAGGGAAGAAAGGAUGUGAUCGUAAGAGACCAUGUGAGCGCUGUAUAAAAGCCGGAAUGGAAGAUUCUUGCGAUACUGGCGAGCCAAGAAAUGAUAAAAUUUCAUUUAAAUAA